Mesocricetus auratus (golden hamster) is the source of this 8405-nucleotide messenger RNA. RefSeq names its product cadherin 6 (gene Cdh6). The record is from RefSeq and is a predicted model, not a curated record. Lineage: Eukaryota; Metazoa; Chordata; Mammalia; Rodentia; Cricetidae. The transcript has 12 exons. Gene Ontology annotation, molecular function: calcium ion binding; cadherin binding. The coding region runs from base 669 to 3041 and encodes 790 amino acids. Gene Ontology annotation, biological process: cell-cell junction assembly; homophilic cell-cell adhesion; calcium-dependent cell-cell adhesion. Gene Ontology annotation, cellular component: catenin complex; plasma membrane; adherens junction.
UGGGCCUCUGUAACAAAGUCCUCCUCUCUCUGCUCCCUCCCACUUCAUUCACUUGCAAAUCAGUGUGUGCCCACAAGAGCCAGCUCUCCCGAGCCAUAACCUUCCCAUCCCGAGAGCUGCAGUUCCAGCCACAGCAGCAAGAAGCGCAGAACCGGCGACCGUGGCGGAGGCAGGAGCAUCCUAGGCUAGUUGCAGGGUGUCCCCAGGAUCCGGAACGCGAACAGAGGUGGGUUCAGUCUCUGUUGGGAAUGCGGAAGCUUGUGCGUGCGUUUUCUUUCUUUCUUUCCCUCUCUUUCUCCUUGAUAUAUACAUAUCUUUAGUUCUGUAGCGUUGAUGGAAGCCAAUCAGAGAAAGAGAGCGGUCCUCGGCGCCGGGUGUGUGCGGCGCGCGGAGUUGGAGGGAUGCUCAGCCUCGAGCUGGAGUGCGGGCGGGCGGGCGCGCGGGUCGGGCUGCGUUGGUGGCGCUGCUGUCCCUGCCUAGGACCAGCGCCGCUUCCCGGGGAGCCUGGGCGCCGCUCCUCCGUCGCCUGAUACCUCCUGAGAGCCAAGCAAAGAACACUAAGGACGAGAGGAGGAAUGAGCCUGGAUCCCGCGCAGUGAAAAGAGGCUGUAAGGAAAGAGGAACUCACUGUCCAGAGACUCGCGUGCCUUGCCUACCUUGCCAUCAGCAUGAGAACUUACCCGUACAUCUUGCUGCUCUUUUGGGUUGGCCAGCCCUACCCAACUUUCUCAAGCCCGUUAUCUAAAAGGACUAGUGACUUCCCAGCAAAGAGGAGGGCCCUGGAGCUCUCUGCAAACAGCAGGAAUGAGCUGAGCCGUUCGAAAAGGAGUUGGAUGUGGAAUCAGUUCUUCCUCCUAGAGGAAUACACAGGAUCCGAUUAUCAGUACGUGGGCAAGUUACAUUCAGACCAGGAUAGAGGAGAUGGAUCACUUAAAUAUAUCCUUUCAGGAGAUGGGGCAGGAGAUCUCUUCAUUAUCAAUGAAAACACAGGCGACAUACAGGCCACCAAGAGGCUGGACAGGGAAGAAAAACCUGUCUACAUCCUUCGAGCUCAAGCUGUCAACAGAAGGACGGGGAGACCCGUAGAGCCCGAGUCUGAAUUCAUCAUCAAGAUCCAUGACAUCAAUGACAAUGAGCCAAUAUUCACCAAGGAUGUUUAUACAGCCACAGUCCCCGAGAUGGCUGAUGUUGGAACGUUUGUAGUCCAAGUCACUGCAACUGACGCUGAUGACCCAACGUAUGGGAACAGUGCUAAAGUUGUCUAUAGCAUCCUACAGGGACAGCCCUACUUUUCAGUGGAGUCGGAAACAGGUAUUAUCAAGACAGCGUUGCUCAACAUGGAUCGAGAAAACAGAGAACAGUACCAAGUGGUGAUUCAAGCCAAGGACAUGGGUGGCCAGAUGGGAGGACUGUCGGGGACCACCACCGUGAACAUCACGCUGACAGAUGUCAAUGACAACCCGCCCCGUUUCCCCCAGAGUACGUACCAGUUUAAGACUCCCGAGUCCUCUCCACCGGGUACACCGAUUGGCAGGAUCAAAGCCAGUGAUGCUGACGUGGGAGAAAAUGCAGAGAUCGAGUACAGCAUCACGGAUGGUGAGGGCCAAGAUAUGUUUGACGUCAUCACCGACCAGGAAACCCAGGAAGGAAUUAUAACUGUCAAAAAGCUCUUGGAUUUCGAAAAGAAGAAAGUGUACACCCUCAAGGUGGAAGCCUCCAAUCCCCACGUCGAGCCCCGAUUUCUCUACCUGGGUCCCUUCAAAGACUCAGCCACGGUGAGAAUAGUGGUAGACGAUGUGGAUGAGCCUCCCGUCUUCAGCAAACUGGCCUACAUCCUACAAAUACGAGAGGACGCACAGAUAAACACAACCAUAGGUUCUGUCUCAGCUCAAGAUCCUGACGCUGCCAGGAAUCCCGUCAAGUAUUCUGUGGACAGACAUACAGAUAUGGACAGGAUAUUCAACAUUGAUUCUGGAAAUGGUUCAAUUUUUACAUCGAAACUUCUCGACCGGGAAACACUGCUGUGGCACAACAUUACUGUGAUAGCAACAGAGAUUAACAAUCCAAAGCAAAGCAGCCGAGUGCCUCUCUAUAUUAAAGUUCUUGACGUCAAUGACAAUGCCCCAGAAUUCGCCGAGUUCUAUGAGACCUUUGUCUGUGAAAAAGCAAAGGCAGACCAGCUGAUUCAGACCCUACAUGCUGUUGACAAGGAUGACCCUUACAGUGGACACCAAUUCUCCUUCUCUUUGGCCCCUGAAGCAGCCAGUGGUUCAAACUUUACUGUACAAGACAACAAAGACAACACCGCAGGAAUCCUAACUCGGAAAAAUGGCUAUAACAGACACGAGAUGAGCACCUAUCUCCUGCCUGUGGUCAUUUCAGACAACGACUACCCAGUCCAAAGCAGCACUGGGACAGUGACUAUCCGGGUCUGUGCAUGUGACCACCAUGGGAACAUGCAGUCCUGCCACGCCGAGGCCCUCAUCCACCCCACAGGGCUGAGCACAGGGGCUCUGGUGGCCAUCCUUCUGUGCAUCGUGAUCCUACUAGUGACAGUGGUGCUGUUCGCAGCUCUGAGGCGGCAGCGCAAAAAAGAGCCUUUGAUCAUUUCCAAAGAGGACAUCAGAGAUAACAUUGUCAGUUACAACGACGAAGGUGGCGGAGAGGAGGACACCCAGGCCUUUGAUAUCGGAACCCUAAGGAAUCCCGAAGCCAUGGAGGACAGCAAAUCGCGCAGGGACAUUGUGCCUGAGGCUCUUUUUCUACCGCGACGGACUCCCACAGCUCGUGACAACACCGAUGUCAGAGAUUUCAUUAACCAAAGGUUAAAGGAAAAUGACACAGACCCCACAGCCCCACCCUACGACUCCUUGGCCACCUACGCCUAUGAAGGCACCGGUUCAGUGGCCGACUCGCUGAGCUCCCUGGAGUCAGUGACCACAGAUGGGGAUCAAGAUUAUGACUAUUUGAGUGACUGGGGCCCUCGGUUCAAAAAGCUAGCGGAUAUGUAUGGAGGGAUGGACAGUGACAAAGACUCCUAAUCUGUUGCCUUUUUCAUUUUCCAAUUAUGGCACUGGAAUAUGUGAAGUGGCUAUUUCUUUCUAUUUAUCCACUAUUCCGUGAAGGGUUCUCUGUUGUACCCGUUCCAAAAGUCAAUGGCAGCAGUCCGUGCAGAUCCAAUGUUAGAGACUCUUUUCUAGUACACUUUUAUGAGCUUCCAAGAGGCAAAUUUUUAUUUUUUAGUUCGUGCAGUUAAUCAACUUAGCCCAGCAGGCACAUGGGGGAGGAGAGGAGGGAAACAGAGUUUUCUUGUUCUCCUAGGGUAGGGUGGCCACAUACUCCUUACUGUUGGCCUGAACCACUACUUUGCCUCAGGUCAGCUAACUGCUCCAACUGUACAUGUCACAUACUAAUGGGAGAAGGGAUCAUACUCUAAUGAUAAAAUAGAAUUUUAGUAUAAAAGAAAAAUGCAAAAGGGGGGGCGAAUUGGGAAAUUGUUCUUGGUCCAUCAGCUCUCGAGGAGAUAAUUAGCUACGGAAGGGUUUAUAAGAGUGUAUGCAUGUCAAAGAAUUUAAAGUGGCAGGUAGGGUAUCCUAUCUCUGCUGCAAGAGGUGUUUCCGGCACCAACAAGUACUCAUAGCAGCAAAUCCUUCCGUGUUGUAAAGUGAUGUAGAAGCAAAUGAUGUGGUGACAUAUAAAGACAGUAUCAAAAAGCAAGGCUGCAUUCCUUGACACUCGUUGAGAUCUGUUGCAUGUGAGAAACAGGAAAGAUCACCAUCACACCAAACGAAGGGAACAAGAGAAACAGCUAAAAAAAAAUGGUAACAAAGGAAAUAUUCAGCAAACUUCAAAGUUGUGUGCCACCAACUGCAUCACAGAUUCCUUAAUUCUUUCAACUGUCAGUAAUCUAAUGAGAAAUAAGUCUAAUCAUAUAAAAGUUCUUGAGAGAAUUUUCUGGGGCAAAUGUUAACUCUUCGUCUGUAGUCAUUGUCACUAUUAUCCUACUAUACCUGAGAGUAGUGGUGUGAAGUACAAUAAUUCAUAUUCUUCAAAUACUUCUUAUAUAAUUAACUUGACUUAGUAAGGUUAGAUUAAAUAUCCUACCCAAGAGUUCAAGGGGAAGGCUAGACCCAGUCACAUUUAAACCUAAUCCCUGCCCUUUGCCCUUGGAGACAUUCACAUACUUACACUGCAACAAGGGGAUAAGUGAAUGACACUGAGAUGUUGGUGAAAGCCUGCAUCCCAUGUUUCUGAAAUGCUCACAAAAGACUCUUGUUAAAGUGACAGUUGAUUUCCAAAAGUAGUCUUAUUUCCCCACUGUUUUUAAACUGGCUCCUGUGGCAAAACUGCCAUCUUUAUCUUUGAACUGAUGAUGAAGUAAUGGUCUCAACUAAGACAGAAAAGUAAUAUAAAAUCCAUCCAAUCUAUUAUUGUUGUAAUUAUGCAAUUAGGCUCUCUUACAGUUAUUAUCCAGGGGACCCAACUGGACCAAGCUAAUCCUUCUGGCAGGUUCAAAUCAUUUAUUUCAUAUGGACGUUCUAAUGACUCUCAUCAUCAGGAUCUCAUAUUGUGCAGUCAUCAGAAAUUUCCAAAGUACUGUAAUGAUAACAUCCUCAUUUGAAAACUUUUUUAAAAGGCUCUGUAUAUACAUAUAUAAUAUAUACUUAAGAAUGUGCUGACUUCUCUUAUUAGUCAUAGGGAUUUAUUUUCAGUUAAUGUUAAUUUUAUAGAGAUAAUCUUAGCAUCACUUCCAUUUAAGGGUAAUGUUUUAUCAACACAUUUUCUAUUUAGAAACACACUGUUGUUUAGUUGGCUUUUAAAUAGUUUUUACCCAGGAAGUAGAGGUGGCACCUGUUAAAACAAGAGAAAUGUGGAAUUUGGAUUAUGGUUUUUAAAAAAAAUACAACAAUAUUGCCCUUUGUACUUCCUAAAUGGCUUCCUGUUUCUGAUGAGAUGCCCUGAAGAGUAAGGAGUAUUUCAUGCUUGGGCUAUUUCCCUAUUUUAGGGUUUUUUUAAAUACUUCAUAUGCACACUGACAAACACACACACAUACACACACACACACACACACAGAGGAAUGCAAACAAAUGCUACAAGAUGGCUUCACUGAAAUGGGUCAGUACAUAUUGUAUUCACAGGUAAGUACUGAAAACAGAUAGCCAAGCAAAACUAAUAAGAGCUACUAGAUAUAGCAUGAGAACAGCACCUUGCACAAUUUAUUGUAAAAUUAGAGUACCCUAUUUUGUACCUUACAUCAUGUGACAAACUGAAUCAAGAAACAGUUCUUAAAAAGAAAAGUAUCAUCAAAAGUUGCCCUGUUGAGCUUUUGGUGUGAAAUUUUGUGUUAAAUUUCUAAGAGUUGACAAUAACAAUUUCCAACAUUUGGGGAUAAAGCUGACCUCUCCCUCUUAGUGCAAGUAUAUACUAAAAGGAAGCUGAGAUAUUUGAGAUGUAAUUUGCCAAAACAUUUUUGUGUCUGCCUGAAAAUCACACAUUGUACCAAGAAUAGAUGAGUACGACUUAAUAUUGAAAUAGCUGUUUAAUGUCUUAUCACAAUGAUUGUUGGUGAGGCAAAUCUACAAGAAACUGGAUUAUUUGAGCCCUGUAGGUGUCAAUUUCAGACAAACACUUUCCCCUAAGAAGCAUCAUGCAAAGAAAGAGAAGCCCAGUGUAGUUUUUCUUCCCAGAAAAAUACCAGGUCAAGAACAUCCCCAUGGACAGAUUUCCUUUGGUGGUAAGUCCUAGGCCAACAUGAAAUUUUCUCCCUCUCUGGAGGGAGAAACUAAUUUUCAGCUCAGCUUUCAUAUUAUUUGUGUCUUGGACUUAGACACAGGCAACGAGGAUGGCAGGAGAGUGGGAAGGGUCCAACUUUAACAUUUGCUUUGUUGAACAUAAGUAGGUUGGUGGCAUAAAGGGUUGUUUCAAGAGCACUAAUGCCUGUCUAACUUUUUCUUAACCUCUUUUCAACAGAAAGUUUCUUCAAACCUCUUCUGAUGCUUCCUAGAAUAAGCUGGGUUUUAAAGAACAUUAAGCCAUUGUAUGUGAGGUUAAAACUCCCUCACUUUAUAUCCACUUUCUUCAGGAAAUCUGAAAACAUUUUUCCUCAAAUAAGUAAAUAACUCAAAUGGGAAAGAGGCAAGAACAGUCUCCUAAGACUGUAAGAGAGGAAAUCUGGGCACUGUAAAUACAACUUCCCAAGUUUUACAUUCUGGAGGUUUAGCUAGAGAAACGCUCUAUUUUCAGAUGGAACAAAGCUGGUGAUUUCAUUUUAAUUCAGGAUAAAAAUAUGUGGCUUAGUUCUCAUUUCCACUUUGUAAACUGUUAUACAAGAAACUGACUCUGAAGCUUAGAGGCAUCCAAGUUUUGAGAAGUCAAAAUAACUUCCUAAUGUUUCCAUUAUGUAAUCUGUGUACUGUGUGUUGCUGAACAAUUUUCUACAUAGAAUGCUUUAUCCUGAAGCAGGUGUUUUCUGGAGGAGAGUGACUUAUAAAAUACCAAUGGGUCAUUCUUAGAUUCUGUAGACCUGUGCACAUUAGAAAUAUACAUCUAAAAGGAAAAAGAAGCGUUGAUUCCUGGGUGCAAGCUAAAUAUUUGAAUGAUUGUCCAUAUCAAACAAAUCCCUUGUCCUCAGGAAUAUGGCCACCAAACAGAUCCUCUCAGCCUCUGGUUUCUAGAUUUGAAGCAGCAUAAGUACUUUGGAAGAACACACUAAGAAGUCAAAAUCUGCUAUUUUGGAGGACAUCCUCUAUUCAGAACAAAUCAUUUUAGUGCGAUUUUAAUUUUUUACUUUACCUAGAUGAAAUCAUUUUUGGGUUAUCAUAUUGUAGAAGUGGGCUCAAGAUACAGGCAGUUCACUCUAUUUUAAUUAACAAUUCACCCAACCUUCUUUAUCAGAUAAGAGCAGAAAGAUGAAUAGUUGGUGUGUGGGUCUCCAGGAAGAUGGGCUGCAUCCUAAGCUUUGACAAGCAUGUUUCUUUUCCAGAGAAUGGAUUGCGCAGUGGUCUCGUUAGAGUUCAUAGGCGAUCAUGGUUGCAGCAUUUUAAAUCUUCCUUUGACAUCUUCAUGGAAUAAUUUUCAAAGGGGAUAAUUCUCUACUAAAAAUACCAAACCCUGACUAUAUUCAAUGCCAAGAGCAAUACCCUCUUAGAAAGCAAAUACAUUGGCUCAAACACUUGCUUAAAGUUAAUAAAGAAAUAGCUCAUUUUAAAAACAAGGACUUUAUGGUCUCUGCAUCAUCGAUUUAAUUUAAGCAUUGCUGAGACAAUCUUUAAUCUCCCUACUUUUUAAUACCUUAUUUAUGAUGCAUUCUCGUUUUUAAUUUGGGGGGAAUGUUAGCCUGACAGAGUCAGCAGACGAAAGCGUUAAAGGACAUCAAAUGGAAACAAAGGCUAUUAACCACCGUAUUUCAGACAGGACUGAGGCACUUAGCCAAGCAACACCAGGUUAUUAGAUUAAUUUCAAAAGACCUUUUCCAAGUUGCUGAUUUCCACUGGGGGGAAAGAAUCAUGAACCACAAACCCAAAUCUCCUUUCAAAUGAAGUUAUUUGACAAAUGAGGCAUGGACUCGGUGUUGUAGAAAAAGCAUCCUGCCGUAAUGAGGCUAUGCUAUUUAUGUAAAUAUAUCUGAGGCACCUUCUGUAACUUUUAGUUUUUCUAUGAUCUAUUAGUUUAGUGUUUAUUAAAGAAUAAAUUACCCAUAUGUAGGAUCACUCAGCACUCACGGGGAAUGCUUAUGCAGCAAAUGUCUAAUAGAUCUGCUCAGAAGAACACAGGAAUACUGCAAACCCUCUGUGCUGUUCUGUUUGCCAUUAUUUUCACUGCUUUGAAAGGAAGCUGCCUCAGAAUAGGCCUUGUAAUAAACGCUGUGUGUGUCUUCCGUAAUACCAAGCUGAGGUGGUUUGGCAUCCUCCUACUGUGACCUGUGAUUCCUAAACCAAGAAAAUAAAGGCUUCUGGCACCGACUGUACUUAAUUAAAAGAUAAUUCAAGUAUAAAUUGAAGCUUAUGCCAUGGCUGAAGAUGACUGACUGGAGUCCUCUGUUUGUUUCUUAAGCAAGAGGAGAGGGUGGAUGGAAACAAUCAGGGUGGCUUCUGUCCACAUGUCUAGCUAGACAGACCUUUGUGACUUCACACUUUAUGAGGCAAAGUUUUCUGGGUUAGAAGAAUAUGGUGAAAACAGUGACCCUUUAGCUCAGUGUGGCUGGGCCUUAUGUUGUAGUCAAAUGACAGAUAACACACUCCCUGACAUGGCUUCUUUUAUUUGGUUUUCUUUUCUUAGUCCUAUAAAUUUGAAAGGAAUGCAACUUUAAAGAGUGAUUUCUCACAAAGAGUAAAUAUGCCUUUUGCAAAUCAAUUUUUGUAACAUUAUUUAUAUGAUAUUACUUAAUAAACUGGUUUUUUUUCUAA